Messenger RNA from Passer domesticus (house sparrow), 4588 nucleotides. RefSeq names its product sodium channel epithelial 1 subunit delta (gene SCNN1D). Gene Ontology annotation, molecular function: ligand-gated sodium channel activity. Gene Ontology annotation, cellular component: sodium channel complex; plasma membrane. The record is from RefSeq and is a predicted model, not a curated record. The coding region runs from base 2770 to 4563 and encodes 597 amino acids. Gene Ontology annotation, biological process: sodium ion transmembrane transport. Lineage: Eukaryota; Metazoa; Chordata; Aves; Passeriformes; Passeridae. The transcript has 13 exons.
GUGAGGGGAGGCAGGGAACCGUGAGGGGAGGGAAGGAAGGGCAGGAACCGUGAGGGGAGCGAGCCCCGGGCCCCGAGCGCCAUCCCUGUCGCGACAUAAAAACAAAAAAAAGUAUCGCGAUCGCCACACGGCCCCAGCCGGGAGCAUGGUCUGGACAUGCCGGCUCCUUCUUAACCAGGAAUAUCCUCUAAAGAUUCAUUUUUAACAAGGUUUAGCCCAUAAAAACUAGUUUUUAAUGAGGGAUAUCGCCUAAAAACUACUUCUUAACCAGGAAUAUCCCCAAAAAAGGUCAUUUUUAACAAGGGACAUCCCAUAAAAACUCCUUAACCAGGAAUAUCCCCUAAAAAUUCUUUUUUAGCAAGGGUUAUCCCAUAAAAACUCCUUUUAAACAAGGAAUAUCCCCUAAAAACUCCUUCUUAACCAGGAAUAUCCCCUAAAAUUAAUUUUUAGCAAGGGAUAUCACACAAAACCUCAUUUUUAACAAGGAAUAUCCCCCUAAAAACUCCUUUUUACUGAGAAAAAUCCCAUAAACAUUCUUUUUAAAUGAGGAAUAUUCCCUGAAAACUCCUUUUUAACGAGGACUAUCCCCUAAAACCUCAUUUUUUUUCUGAGGAAUAUCCCACAAAACCUUCUUUUUAACGAGAAAUAUCCCCUAAAAACUCCUUUUUAACGAGGAAUAUCCCAUUAAAAACUCCUUUUAAAUGAGGAAUAUUCCAAAAAAACUCAUUUUUACUGAGGAGUAUUUCCUAAAAAUCUCCUUUUUAACGAGGAAUAGACCAAAGAAAUCUUCUUUUUAAUGAGAACUAUUCCAUAAAAAUUCCUUUUUACUGAGGAAAAUCCCAUUAAAAAUUCCUUCUAAAUGAGGAAUAUUCCAUAAAAACUCUUUUUAGUGAGGAAAAUCCCCUAAAAACUCCUUUUAAAUUAGGAAUAUCCAAAAAAAAAAAAAAUCUCAUUUUUAACGAGGGUGGAGCAAUUAAGGGGAGGUGACAAAGCCAUGCCCGGGCAGGUGACAUCAGCAGAGCUCUGCACAAACAGCAAUUAACAAUUUAAUCAACAUUUUGAUUAACAAUUAGCCCCGUGUCAUCAGGGCUGCGUGGCAGGUGAAGCACCAGAGGUGUAGAAAAGUUAUUUUUUUAUUUAUGUAGUUGAUGUUUGUGGGAGUUAAAUGGGAUUUUUAAUGUAGAAAAUGAAUUUUUUAAUGUAGAAAAUAUUUUUUUCAAAUAAAGUUUUUUUUAAAAAUGAAUUUUUAAAAUAAAAAUUUAAGAAUAAAUUUUAAAAAUAAUUUUAAAAUAUAAUUUUUAAAGCUUUAUUUGCAAUUCCUUGCGGGGGAGCCCUCCAGGGUUGAUUGGAUUGAUCCCAAAAGAAACCCUGCACAGGGCUGGGAGCUGCCACAGGCAUUGUGCAAUCCCCGGGUUUAAUUAGGACUUGUUAAUGAGCGCGUGGCUCCUCCAUCCCCUCCUUCCCUGCUGCCACGGCAGCUCCUCUUCCUCCUGCUCUGCUCCAGUGGAAUUCCUGCCCUGGGAAUCCAUUUUGGGGCAGUUCCAGGAGCUGGGAGUGAUUUCCAUCUCUUUUUCCAGGAGUUUUUUGGGAUUCCUCAUCGGCUCCAGUGGAAUUCCUGCCCUGGGAAUCCAUUUUGGGGCAGUUCCAGGAGCUGGGAGUGAUUUCCAGCUCUUUUUCCAGGAGUUUUUUGGGAUUUUUGGCAGCUGGGAGCUGCCACCUGCUCCAGUUCCAGCUGGAAUUCCUGGAUUGGGAAUUGCUGCCAAGCCUUGGGAAUCCAUUUUGGGAUUGAGCCAGGACUUCGGAGUGAUUUCCAUCUCUUUUUCCAGGAGUUUUUUGGGGAUUCCUCACCUGCUCCAGCUCCCAGCUGGAAUUCUUGGAUUUGGAAUCCAUUUUGGGGCUGCUCCAGGAGCUGUGAGGGAUUUCCAUCUCUUUUUCCAGGAAUUUUUUGGGAUUCCUCAUCUGCUCCAGCUGGAAUUCCUGCCCUGGGAAUCCAUUUUGGGGCCAUUUCAGGAGCUGAGAGGAAUUCCCACCUCUUUUUCAGGGUUUAUUUUUUGGGGAUUCCUCACCUGCUCCAGCUCCCAGCUGGAAUUCUUGGAUUGGGAAUCCAUUUUGGGGCUGCUCCAGGAGCUGUGAGGGAUUUCCAUCUCUUUUUCCAGGAAUUUUUUGGGAUUCCUCACCUGCUCCAGUUGGAAUUCCUGCCCUGGGAAUCCAUUUUGGGGCAGUUCCAGGAGCCGGGAGGCACUGCCACCUCUUUUUCAGGUUAUUUUUUGGGGAUUCCUCACCUGCUCCAGCUCUCAGCUGGAAUUCUUGGAUUGGGAAUCGAUUUUGGGGCCGUUUCAGGAGCUGAGAGGGAUUCCCAUAUCUUUUUUUUUGUUGGUUUUUUUUUGUUGUGGUUUUUUUUGUUGUUGUUGUUGUUGGUUUUUGGUGGUUUUUUUUUCUUUUUUUUUUUCUUUUUUUUUUCUUUUUUCAGGAGGGAGCGAUGCUGUUGGCAGCUCCAGGAUGGCUGCAGCUCUGGUGUCCUCCCAGCAGGGAGCUUCUGGAGCUCUCCAACCCUCGGGAUUCCCCCAGAUCCUGCUGGGUCUGACUGGAAACCAGAGCUGGAGCAGGAGCAAAACCCAUCCCGGCCCAUCUGGGAUUCCAGGGGGUGACAAAUCCGUGAGGAACAGAACCAGAAGAGGAAGAGAACCCCAAAAAAACCCCAGGAAUUGUUCUUCCAGAGCGAUGCCAGGAGCAGCUGCAGGUUCCUUCCUCACACAGAAAGCCACUUAGAUGAUGGAACCAGAGCUGCCAGGAGGAGAAGAAGUGGCUGAGGAAGGGCUGAUCGAGUUCUACAGCUCCUACAAGGAGAUGUUUGAGUUCUUCUGCAAGAACACCACGAUCCACGGCACCAUCCGCCUGGUGUGCUCGGGCAGGAACCGCAUGAAGACGGCGUUCUGGACGCUGCUGCUGCUGGCCAGCCUGGCCAUGCUCUACUGGCAGUUCGCCCUCAUGUUCAGCCAGUUCUGGGCCUACCCCGUGGUGCUCACCAUGUCCAUGGACUCCGAGCCCAAAAUGUUCCCGGCCGUCACCAUCUGCAACCUGGAUCCCUACAGGUUUGAGCUGGUCAGCGAGCAGCUGGAGCAGCUGGAGCUGAUGGCCGAGGAGUCGCUGACCUUCCUGUACGGCCCCAGGGCCGCGGCCCGGCUGGCCCUGCUGAGGGCUGGGGACAGGGCCAGGAGCAGGGCCAGGAGCAGGGCCGGGGCCAGGAACAGGGCCAGGGCCAUCCACGUCCAGGCCUGGGCCAACCUCAGCAGCGCCGCCUUCCGCCUCAGCCACAACUUCUCCCUGGUCCGGAUGUGGGACCCCAGCGCGGGCAGGAAACAGGCCAGGGUGGGAUUCCGGCUGUGCAACUCCACGGGCGGCAACUGCUUCUACAACUGGCACCCGUCGGGCAUGGACGCGCUGCUCGAGUGGUUCCGCUUCCACUACAUGAACGUGAUGGCCCAGCUGCCCCCCGCGCCGCCCCCGCACCCGCAGCACUUCCAGCACCUCGUCUACUCCUGCCAGUACGACGGGGAGCCCUGCCGGCCCAGUGAUUACGAUCACUUCCACCACCCAGUUUUUGGGAGCUGCUACACUUUCAACAGCAAGGGGACAGAUCCCUUCUGGGCAGCCACAAAACCAGGAAUUCCUUAUGGGCUGUCCCUGAUCCUGCGGGCCGAGCAGAAGGAGCACAUCCCGCUGCUGUCCACCGUGGCCGGGGUGAAGGUGAUGAUCCACAGCCACAACCAGACGCCGUUCCUGGAGCACGAGGGCUUCCACAUCCGCCCGGGCAUCGCCACCACCAUCGGCAUCCGCCAGGACCAGGUGAAUCGCCUGGGUGGCAACUACGGCAGGUGCACCACGGACGGGGCGGACGUGGCCGUGGAGCUGCUCUACAACAACUCCUACACCCUGCAGGCCUGCCUGCACUCGUGUUUCCAGCGGGCCAUGCUGCAGCGCUGUGGCUGCGGCUACUUCUACUACCCGCUGCCCGCCGGGGCUCGCUACUGCGACUACAGCCGCCAGCCCGCCUGGGGGCACUGCUUUUACCAGCUCUACUCCCGGCUCAGGAAUCACCGCCUGGAUUGCUUCCAGCACUGCCCCAAACCCUGCAGGGAAUCCCUGUACAAGGUCUCAGCUGGCACAGCCAAGUGGCCCUCGGCAAAAUCCCAGGACUGGGUGCGCCAGGCUCUGCGGCACCAGAACGGCUACAACUCCAGCAGCAGCAGGAGGGACAUUGCCAAGGUCACCAUCUUCUACCGGCAGCUGAGCUCGCAGGCCGUGCACGAGGCCCCGCUGCUCUCGGAGAACCUGCUGCUGUCCAGCAUGGGCAGCCAGUGGAGCCUGUGGUUCGGCUCCUCGGUGCUCUCGGUGGCCGAGGUGCUGGAGCUGCUGCUGGACGCGCUGGCGCUGGGCCUGCUGCUCUGCCUGCGGCGCCUGCGGGGCCGGGAGCCCCGGGGAGCCCGGCCUGGCCCUGAGGGACCCCGGAACGGCCCUGAGGGACCCGGGAACGGCCCUGAGGGACCCCCGGGACGGCCCUGAGGGACCCGGGAACGGCCCUGAGGGA